AUGUCUAGCGUAGAGGAUUUGAAAGAGAAACCAGUAGAAGGAAACCUCACCAAUGAGGCAGAGAACUCUAUGCCGUCAUCACAACAGGAGGAGGCUGCUGUAAAGAGCAAGUAUGGAGGGCUCAUGCCAAAGAAACCACCUCUCAUUUCCAAGGAUCAUGAGCGAGCGUACUUUGACUCAGCUGAUUGGGCUCUUGGAAAGCAAGGUGUUGCGAAGCCAAAGGGACCCCUGGAAGCUCUUCGUCCCAAGUUACAGCCAACGCAGCAACAGACGCGUUACAGGAAGUCUCCAUGUGCUCCAUCUGAAGGCGGUGAAGAUGGAGGAGCUGCUCAGGCCGAUGGAGUUCCCGGCAACCAGGAGUAG
This is a messenger RNA of Microthlaspi erraticum, 363 nucleotides long. The record is from the annotation of a GenBank genome assembly. NCBI's taxonomy places the organism in Eukaryota, Viridiplantae, Streptophyta, Magnoliopsida, Brassicales, Brassicaceae.